Amorphotheca resinae ATCC 22711 is the source of this 1780-nucleotide messenger RNA. RefSeq lists its product as hypothetical. The coding region runs from base 169 to 1647 and encodes 492 amino acids. Gene Ontology annotation, molecular function: indoleamine 2,3-dioxygenase activity; heme binding; metal ion binding. The transcript has 2 exons. The record is from RefSeq and is a predicted model, not a curated record. Lineage: Eukaryota; Fungi; Ascomycota; Leotiomycetes; Helotiales; Amorphothecaceae. Gene Ontology annotation, cellular component: cytoplasm. Gene Ontology annotation, biological process: 'de novo' NAD+ biosynthetic process from L-tryptophan.
CGCCACCAUUAAUAACAGUUAAAACCUACAUUGCCUCCGCAGUAUCACAUAAACACUCUCUGUUGAUGACCAGCACCUACAAUAUAACCCGAAGGCUGAGGAGUAUCGGACGAAGAUCUGUAUACUCCUUGCGUCAGAAUUGUUCGUGAACCCUGAUCUGAAAGAGCAAUGCUUCCAUCCAUCCCCGUCCUUGGCGACUACGGAAUUUCACCAGAAUAUGGUUUUCUUCCGGCUGAAUUGCCUCUUGCGAGACUUCCUGAUCCUUACUACAACAAGUGGGAGGCUAUUGUAGCAAACCUACAAGGCCUGAUCUUGAGUAGGCGUUUGCGCGGGGUCAUCGAACGACUUCCUGUUCUCUCCACUGCCGGUCUGGAACACGAUUCGGAAUGGCGAAGAGCAUAUUCGUUGCUGUGCUUCAUGGCUCAUGGCUACAUCUGGGGUGGUGACAGCCCUGAAGAGCGUUUGCCAGCCUCAAUUUCGAUCCCGCUGCUCCAUAUCUCUGCUUACCUCGAAGUCCCUCCGGUCGCAACAUAUGCCGCCGUCUGUCUGUGGAACUUCAAACCACUGUUUGCGGACGAGCAUGUUGACAACCUGGAGAACCUUGCAACUCUCACGACAUUUACCGGUUCUAUUGAUGAGUCGUGGUUCUACUUGGUCUCGGUAGCCAUUGAAGCACGAGGAGCCCCUAUCCUUCCGCUCAUGCUCACCGCUAUCCAAGCAGCUCGGGUCAACGAUAGUAGAACGGUAACUGCUUGUCUCCGAGCAUUCGCUGAAAGGCUGGAUGAUCUUGGAACCCUCCUACAACGCAUGCGCGAAGGUUGCGAUCCCUACGUGUUCUACAACCGCAUCCGACCUUUCCUCGCUGGAAGUAAGAACAUGGAAGAAGCCGGAUUGCCAAACGGCGUUCUCUAUGAGGAUGGUACGGGUACCGAAACGUACCGACAGUACAGUGGUGGUAGCAAUGCGCAAAGCUCUAUCAUACAAUUUUUCGAUAUUGUUCUGGGUAUUGAGCAUCGUCCAACUGGUGAAAAGAAGGACGUAUCUUCAGAACGCGAACUCGAAGGCAGAGCACCUCCUCCGAAGCACAACUUCCUACUCGAAAUGCGCAAGUACAUGCCUGGGCCUCAUCGACGGUUUCUCGAAGAUGUUGCCACUGUUGCUAACAUUCGAGACUAUGUUGAAACACACUCCAACGACAAAGAACUUACAGUGGCAUACGAUGCAUGCCUAGCGAUGCUACAGGCCUUCAGGGACAAGCACAUCAACAUCGUGACUCAGUAUAUCAUCAUCAAAUCGCGCGAAUCAAGAUCUUUAUCACGGUCCAAGAGCCCCGAGGCAACGCGCCGAAAGGUGAACAUCGCCACAUCAUCUAAGCAGGGCAAGAAUGAGACUGGGGGCAAGAAGAAUCUGAAAGGGACUGGCGGUACAGCCCUCAUCCCCUUUUUGAAACAAGCUCGAGCCGAGACAGGAGAGCCUGCCAUUGAUUCAUGGGCUAAACGUGUGAUGAACCGAGACUUCAGCACGCAAGGCCGGGGAGAUUUCUUCCUAGGCAAGCCCGAGGCACAGGCAGAUGAGGGCUUGGAGCGAUGCGGCAUGGCCGGAACGUGGGCCACUGAUGAUAAUGUUGGUGGAAUAUGCCAUUAUUAAUCCGCUGACUCGUCAUUCUCCAUAUCUUUUUUAGUGUAUAGGUGGUCUACAGUAGUAAUGUUGUAUGCAUUGCACUGUUUAUAAUGUUACGAUUAUGGGUAGAUAGUUACCGCAGCUUAUCUAAAUAUUCUUC